CCACAAAAAAAAAUUGAAGUUUUUUUUUCUGUGUUGAAAUAAAAAUAAUUGCAAAAAUUUUGCUUCAUCAAAACACUUUUAUUUUAUAUAUUUUGUUCGAAAUUUAUGCUUUAAAAAGAAUAUUCACAUAAAAAAAUCAGAAAAAAAAAAACAAAAUUUGUUGUGUACAACGUCUGUGUUGAUUGUUGGGGUUGUGGCGAUAAGUAAAUCAUGAGACUUUUCUUCGAAGAGCUGCUCAUUGGAUUUGAAUUGAAGAAUUUCCUAAUCGCACUUGCUGUAUUGUUUAUUGUUUACUUAGCCUGGGAAUCGACCUAUGUCCGUGAUUAUCGUGUCCAACCGAAUGCUGUUUUGAUAAUCGAAAACAAUCGUCGUUUACUUGUUGAUAUUGGUGGUAGUAGUGCACUAAACAGUGGCGAUUUAAGACCACGCACUGAUUGGACAUUAGAACCUGUUGUCCCUGAUGCAAGUACGUCGUCGUCUGUUAGACCUGAAACUAGUACUGAAAAUAACACUACCACUAGCAAUAAUAUAGCACAAUCUGAGGGGACAAAUAGUGUCCAACAAAUACCUGAACCUCCACCUUCACUCGAAGUGGUUAUUGAAGAAGUUCAUGAUUUGGCUAGUGUGCGACAGCAAUUAAACGAAAACGUUUAUCGUACUUUAGAGUCUUUUGAGGAAGGUAUUAGUGAAUUAUUAGAAGACAAUAGUGGCCCUCAAGAGGUUAUUGCAGCUAUGGACACUUCGGAAGGUUUGAGAAGAAGACGACUUGGCUUUGAACAAAUUGAAGCCGAAGUUGCUGCAUCGAGCUCAUCGACACAAGCAGCAAGUGUUGAUGGAGGUGGUGGUGAUUCGACUGAUUCUCCAGUGAAUCCCGAAAUAAGCUCAAAUGAGAAGAAAUCCGAGCCGGUUGGGAAUGUCGAAGUAGGUGAAGAUUGCUUGGCUAAAAAGGAAUCUACACCCGCAGAAAAAAAUGACGAAUUUAGAAUCAAAAUUAAGUACUUAAACGAUGACAUGAAAUUGGUUAAAGGAACUCCAAAUGAAAAUAUUGGUGAUUUUAAAAAGAGAAAUUUCACACUUGAAUUGAGUGCUCAGAAAUUUGUACGACUAGUGUUCAAUGGACACGUACUACAACCUGAUUCAAAAACUCUACAAGCAUGUGGAUUAUUUGAUAAUUGUGUUGUUCAUUGUUUGGUACAUAAUAGAAAUCCAAAUGCAGCUAAUCAAAAUCAACAACAACAGACUGGCCGUUCUAGUUUAGGUCAAGUAAACACUUCAAAUCAACAAAACAACUCUACUGGUGAUACUAACCAACCCAACAACGAUGUCCCUUUAGUUGGUAACUUUUCAAAUCACGAAGCAACCAGUGGUCACCUGGUGAUGAUGUAUGGUGGAAUAAUACUCGUCACACUAUCUUUAAUAUUUAGCUGGUAUUGCAGAAUACAAUAUCACGUUUUAUUUUCCUGGUAUUCAACCCUCGUCCUUAUCCUUGUCACCAUUCUCUUCUCAAUACUUGUUCCAUUGUUGUUUUUUAUUGAAAACAAUGAAGUGCAACAACAAACAACUUAAAAAUAAAAACAAAAUAUAUAUUUAAGUUUUCAAUAAAAUAAAUAAAACAAAUUAUUCAAAAACCAUCAACAAAGGCUUCAAUUUGAACAAGCAAUAUAAAGGCAAUGUGAGCACGAAGCCAAGACGAAAAUAUGGAACAAAAAUAGGCAAAAAAGGGGAAACAAUUCAAAACAUUUCUAUUAUAGAGUUUCCUCUUAAUGAAACUGAAUCUGUGACGAAUCCAAUUCAUAUAUAAUUUUUUUU
Episyrphus balteatus (marmalade hoverfly) is the source of this 1809-nucleotide messenger RNA. Its product is annotated as transmembrane and ubiquitin-like domain-containing protein 1. Gene Ontology annotation, molecular function: protein binding. Bases 211 to 1566 code for a protein of 451 amino acids. The record is from RefSeq and is a predicted model, not a curated record. NCBI's taxonomy places the organism in Eukaryota, Metazoa, Arthropoda, Insecta, Diptera, Syrphidae. The transcript has 5 exons.